Messenger RNA from Penicillium malachiteum, 795 nucleotides. RefSeq names its product putative actin cytoskeleton protein (VIP1) (gene vip1). Gene Ontology annotation, molecular function: RNA binding. The transcript is spliced from 3 exons. The record is from RefSeq and is a predicted model, not a curated record. NCBI's taxonomy places the organism in Eukaryota, Fungi, Ascomycota, Eurotiomycetes, Eurotiales, Aspergillaceae. Bases 1 to 795 code for a protein of 264 amino acids.
AUGUCUGGCGCUACCGUUCAUGUUUCGGGUAUUGCACCCACCACCUCUGAGAAGGACGUUCGGGACUUCUUCAGCUUCUGUGGCAAGAUCACCUCUCUUUCCAUCACCCCUACUAGUGCUGAAGCCGAUUCUCCCAAGUCUGCUAGUGUCACUUUCGAAAAGGAGGCUGCCGCCAAGACUGCCCUCCUCCUCGACCAAACCCAAUUGGGUUCCUCAUCCGUGCACGUUGAGGCCGCCUCCAACAUCGACGAGCUCGCCGGUGCCCAAGCCAUCGCUGCCAGCGAGCACGAGUCCGAGCACGAGAUUUCCCAGGAGGACAAGCCCCGCUCCCGCAUUUUCGCUGAGUACCUAGCUCACGGUUACGCUCUCAGCGACAACGCCAUCCAACAGGCCAUCACUCUGGACCAGAAGCACGGUUUCUCGACCAAGUUCACCUCUGCUCUGUCCAACUUCGACAAGAAGUACAACGCCACUGAGCGCGCUAAGGGCUUCGAUGAGAGCUACCAGAUCUCUAACAAGGCUUUCUCCGGCUUUUCCUCCCUGCACUCCUACUUCGAGAAGGCCCUUGAGCACCCCCAGGGUCGCAAGCUCCGCGAUUUCUACGUGCAGACUGAUAAGCAGGUCCGCGAUAUUCACAACGAGGCUCGUCGUUUGGCGGACUUGAAGCAGGGUCGUUCUGCUGAGGGUGAGGCUGCUGCUGCUCCCGCUGCUGCCCCUGCCCCUGUCCCUACUGAGGCUGCUCCUGCUGCUGUUCCUGCUGCUGAGGCUGUCCCUGCCACUGAGCCCAAGGCUUAA